CCUUGGACGAUACCAGUUCUAUAGUCGAAGAGUUCCGCGUGACGUCACAGGCGGGUCUAGUAUAUAAACCAUCGGCAACGCCAGAAAUGGUAUCAGUAGCUAUCUAGUAGUCUGCAAAAGAAGUGCAAGAUGAGAUUUCUGAUUGUAGCCGCCGCCGUCUUCGCCUGCGCCGCAGCAGCACCCUCGGGCGCUCUGCUGGCCGCACCCUACGCCUCCGGCAUCCUCGCACCCUGGGCGUCACCCCUGUCCGUCGCCGCACCCUUGGCCUACGCCUCACCUCUAGCCGUCGCCGCACCCGUGGCGAUCGCCAAGACCGUUGCCGUCCCUGCUGUGGCCUCCACCAUACCCGCGGGUGACAUCCAGGGCGCCGUGAUCGACGCCAACACCGCGGCUGUGGAUGCCGUGCGCUCGGUCAACGACCAGGCUGCUGAGCUGCAGGGCAGAGCCAUCAACGCUGCUGAGGACAACGCAUGGCAAGCACUCAACGCUGUCCAGACCGCCCAGGCUCAGGUUGACGGCGCCGCCGCCAGCGUAGCCCCCAACGUGGCCCGCUCUCUGGUCGCCCCAUCCGUCAUCGCCCCAGCCGUCGCCGCCCCAGCUCUGCUUGCCCCAGCCGUCGCCGCCCCAGCUCUGCUUGCCCCGGCCGCCCGCCUCGCCGUCGCCGCCCCGGCCGUCAUCGCCGGCUCCCAGUCCAUCUCCACCCAGUCCCUCUCCCAGACCCACCCGUCCCCACUCAUCGCCGCCCCAGUGGCGUACGCCAAAGUGUGGUAAUCCUAGCCAAUACACCUUAGAUCCAAUAAUAAUUUAUGCAGGCGAAAACGAUGACAAUUAAAUAAUUGAUUUAAUUGUU
This is a messenger RNA of Bicyclus anynana (squinting bush brown), 850 nucleotides long. Its product is annotated as cuticle protein 16.5. The coding region runs from base 130 to 771 and encodes 213 amino acids. The transcript has 3 exons. NCBI's taxonomy places the organism in Eukaryota, Metazoa, Arthropoda, Insecta, Lepidoptera, Nymphalidae. The record is from RefSeq and is a predicted model, not a curated record.